This is a messenger RNA of Rhopalosiphum maidis (corn leaf aphid), 5714 nucleotides long. RefSeq names its product acetylcholine receptor subunit beta-like 2. The record is from RefSeq and is a predicted model, not a curated record. Gene Ontology annotation, cellular component: neuron projection; synapse; postsynaptic membrane. Gene Ontology annotation, biological process: nervous system process; monoatomic ion transmembrane transport; signal transduction. Gene Ontology annotation, molecular function: transmembrane signaling receptor activity; acetylcholine-gated monoatomic cation-selective channel activity. The coding region runs from base 1 to 1599 and encodes 532 amino acids. NCBI's taxonomy places the organism in Eukaryota, Metazoa, Arthropoda, Insecta, Hemiptera, Aphididae. The transcript is spliced from 11 exons.
AUGAAUAUUUUAUUCAUCCUCCCGUUACUAUUACCUCUCAGCUAUUGUGAUUUCACGUCAAACAAUACGAAGUUUGAAGGAAACCCUUACAAAAAACAUCUGUUUGAUGACCUUUUGAGCAACUACAAUCGGCUGAUUAGACCCGUUCAAAAUCAUUCGGAGAACUUAACUGUUUGGAUGGGCUUAAAACUCACUCAGCUAACCGAAAUGAAUCUUAAAAGUCAAGUGAUGACAACGAGUGUGUGGUUGAUCCAGAAAUGGUUUGACUGCAAUUUGAAAUGGGAUCCCAAAGAAUAUGGUGGCUUAGACAAGUUAUACGUACCUUCGGAUCAUAUUUGGUUGCCAGACAUAGUUUUGUUUAACAAUGCUGACGGGAAUUACGAAGUUACCCUAAUGACAAAAGCGGUGCUCAAGUAUACUGGCGAAGUAUUAUGGUCACCUCCAGCUAUCUACAAAUCGUACUGCGAGAUAAACGUUCUAUACUUUCCGUUUGACGAACAAAACUGUUACAUGAUGUUCGGUUCGUGGACUUACAACGGAAAUCAGGUAGAUUUGAGGCAUAUCGAUCAAUCGCAGGGCAGAAACCGUGUGGACGUUGGAAUCGAUCUAAGCGAAUUCUAUCUAUCCGUCGAAUGGGAUUUACUCGAAGUCCCUGCGAUCAGGAACGAAGAAUUCUAUUCCUGUUGCUCCGAGUCAUAUACAGACAUAACGUUCAACAUAAAAAUGCGGCGUAAGACUUUGUUCUACACAGUUAAUCUGAUCAUUCCGUGCGUAGGACUGACGUUCAUGACUGUGUUGGUGUUCUAUUUGCCAUCUGAUUCUGGCGAAAAGGUGACUCUGUGCAGUAAUAUACUAGUGUCAUUGACAGUGUUCUUCUUGCUGCUAGCCGAGAUCAUCCCCCCGACAUCUCUGGCCGUUCCACUCCUUGGCAAGUACUUAUUGUUUACCAUGGUCUUAGUGUCAAUGUCGAUCGGUAUGACCGUGGUCGUGUUAAACAUCCAUUUCCGGUCACCAUCAACCCACACCCUGUCACCUUGGGUGAGGACCGUGUUUCUGCACAUGAUGCCACAGAUACUUAUGAUGCGCAGACCACCGUAUUCGCUGAUGACCAACGACGGAUUCCAAAGCUCACCUGGUUACUUCAACGAACUGGACUACAGUCGAGACAGUAUAAGCGAUAGUGGUGGAACAGAACAGAAACCUCCAUCUUUGACCCAGAGACACUGGUCCUUCAAAAAAAUUCAGUCAGUACAGCCUCACAAUUAUCCGGAGAAUGUAAUGCCAAAGACAAUGUCCCCUGAUCUACUCAAGGCUUUACAAGGGGUCUGUUAUAUUGCUCAACAUAUCAAAGACGCAGACAAAGAUAAAGAGGUGAUCGAGGACUGGAAGUACGUUUCGAUGGUGUUCGACCGGUUCUUCCUGUGGGUAUUCACUUUGGCUUGCAUAGUAGGAACGUGCGCCAUAAUAUUCCAGGCACCCUCGCUGUACGACCAACGGCAACCCAUCGACUUCCAGCUGUCUAGCAUACCCCGGCGUCGCAGCAACCUGGCGCUGCCACACGAAAUCGACUUUUACGAGCGCACGUACGGUGCCGACUAGAGUAUUAUUUUAUAGAUAUCCGUUGAAAUCCCUCUGCAGGCUCAUUAUUUAUUGUACAUAAUAUUAUACGUAGACAAUACACAAGUAUUUAUAGGUAUACCGAAUAAACGACAUAAUAAGUGAUUCACGUCCGUCACACUCGCGAAUAUAAAUCAUCCUCGAAUCAUCCUCGAACGCGACGACUGCAGUGGCACAACUCAUACAAACGAGAGGAGAGAAUGGAAAGAUUUAAAAAUUAGCACCUCUCCUCCAAGUCUCCAACCCCAAACGAUUUCGAUUUUUUGAACUGUCGUGGCGGAAACCUUACACGAAUAAUAUAGAUGAAAAGUAAUACUAUAACAUCGUUUUGACGAAAUAUUACAACGUCUCCAUUAAAUAUAUAUUUUCGUUUAUCGCGAACGCUACAUGUCCUAUCCGUUAAUAAUUAUUAUACGUUAAAUGUUAUCUGAACGCAUUUAACAAAAUACAAUAAUUAUUACGUGUGAAAAAAUAAAAUUUCAUUUCCUAUUCUUAGCCCCAUGGACGUGGUAUCUUUAAACAUUUUUAGGUUGCGCACGCGUCGUGGACACGUUUUUUUUUUUUUUUGACGUACGUAAUUCGUUGCCAAUCAGACACUCCAAAAAACCCGUGUAGGCACACGUGCGUAUUAUGAUAUUAUUAUUUUAAAUACAAUACGUCGAUCCAAUAUUAUAAUAAAUGAGCGGAAACUGCGGCGUACAGAAUCGCACGUCGUAUAUAUGUAUGAUGCUUAUAGAGGUAUAACGAUAAUCAUAUUAUUAUGACUGUUUGGUCUGUAUAAUAGUGUGUAUACAACUAUUGUGUUUAUGUGGUAUUGUUACGUGGGAAAACUGAAUAGGUAUAGCGAAUCCUAACAAAUUUCGUCGUCGUAUGAAAAAUAUUUAUAUUGUAUAAUGUGUGUUCUAUAUUAUAUAUAUAUAUAUAUAUAAAAAAGCUGAUUGUGUGAUAUUUUAUAGAAAUCAAUAUUAUUUUUUUUAAUUUUUAAAUGUUUUAAUUACAUAUUUACCAAAACUACCGAAAUAUCCUAUGUAUUGAUAGCGUUGCGAUAAUACACGUGAUCGUAUUAUAUUAUUCGAGUAAUCAAUAAAUACGUUUCCAACGAUACGAUAUUAUAAACGCAUUUGAACUCAAGUAUAGCCAUCGUAUGUUAUAUAAAUCGUAUGUUGUAUAAAUAUAUAGAACACCUUGAGCUAAUGCAUUUUGAAAACUAUCAUCACGUUUUGAGCACGAGGGUGAACAAAUUGGCCACUCGCUCUUUUCGGUUGACAAUAAUCAAUAUACAAAACUUUCAAUAAUUUAAUAUUUUUCUAAUGCUUUAAAGGAGAUAUGCCGCUAAAAUAAUCCCGUAUUCCCGUUUGAUUUUUCUCUUUUAAUAAUUCUACGCGCUUCUUUUUAUACAACCAUUAGUAGUGAGCCGUGGGAUAUUGUAUCCUUGGGGUCCAAAUCGUAUAAAAGUGGAAUAUUAAAAUUUAUGCACGAGUACAGAUUUUCUGUUUCAAGAAUCCUAGUUGAGCACAAAACGGUGAUUUGGUUACUUACACUAAUUGAACGCUCUACAUCAGAACUAUAACGUUUAAUUAAUAUCUAAUUUGAUAAUAAUGGAAUGUCUAAUAGAAAUUAGAACAAUGAUUGUUAAUUGCUAAAAUGUAUGAUGAUGGUUAAAAAUUUAGAAUAUAUACGCAGAUGUAUAGAAAUUAUUAUGCUAUAAUCAAUAAUCUGUAUAAUAUAAUAUACGAGUAUGUUUAUAGUUAAAUAGGUACUUACAACAAAAAUUGAAACAAUUAUAAUGAAACAGUUUUAAAUUUUAGUUUACAUUAAUAAUAUAUCAAUUUCACAAAUAUUUCACGUAUUUAAGUCAAUAGUUAAAUGUGUAUUUAUAACAGUCCAUUUAAAUUUAGAACUGAUCAUAUUGAUUUGCCCCUUUAGUGCAAUAUCUGAAUUAUGUAGAUCAACAUCCGAUUAAUACUCUAUGCUUGACCAUAUAUAUAUAUAUAUAAUAUAUAAUAAUAUGUUACAAUAUUUCACUCAAACAAAAUAUAUUAUCAUUAUUAUUUUGCGUCGAGAGGACCUUUUAAGGCAGAUAAACCCCCUCUACCCGAAGUUUCGAUAUGACCGUCUAUUGCUGGUUAUAAUAAUAAUAAUAAACAUUCAAAACACCACACAGAGCACGAAUAUAAUGUGUAUAUGCGUCUUAUAACGAACAGUGGGAUUGUGUUUCGAGGUCGAAGUGCGUUUUAUAUACAUAAUAAUAUAAUAUUUAAAUUUAUAUUUAUAUAUAAUAUGCUUGUACUUUUCGUAUUUGUAUACGUUGCACGAUGCACUGUAAUUAUAAUAUAUUUACUCAAAACGGAGACGAUGACUGCAGUCGUACAGAUUUUUUAUCAUUACUAAUUGAUAGUUGGAUACACGAGUAUAGUAACUUAUUCGGUGAAAAAAAAAAUUAAAUAAAAAAAAUACUGUAUGUAUAAAACGGUCAGUACAGGUGGUAAAAAAUUAUGUUUUCGAGUAAUUUAUUUUAGCCUGGACACUUAUAACCGACAUCAGAAUCGUGUGACAUUCCUUUUGGAUAGGUACGUUAUAACUCUACAAGUUUAUGUCCUACCGCAAUCAUUAUAGUACAUAAUAAUUAUUACAACUAUUAUCUAAUUAUGUGCAUAAUAAACAAUGUACAUGUAUGUUAUUAUAUUGAUGUAUUUUUAUUAUCCGCUUGGACGCCAACUUUCUAAAAGUAUACAUACAUCAAUAUACACAUAUUUAUUAUUAGGUUAAUAUUGUUAUUCCUAUUUUAUAAAGCAUGUUAUGCAUCAUCAUAUUCAAAAACGAAACUUUGAAGUUUGCUCAAACAAUCUAUCAAAAGACUAUACAUGUAUUAUUUUUAGGUAUAUAUUUAAUAAUGCUUCGACGAGUGUAUGUAAAUAUAGUAAAUAGCAUAAAGAAUGAUAGCUAACUAGUAACUACGCGCAUGACGUUUGACAAUCGAUCGUGCUUAUAAAAUAUAUUUAUCCAUAUUCCGCUAAUGAGUGUGUUUCGUUGUUUACUUUUUAUGCGUUUUUUAUAUUAUUGAUGAUAUUGUUAUCACCAGAAUUUUUAAUUUGCGCGGAACAUUUGUUUUCGUUCUCAUAUGAAUAAUACUGACUAGGUAUAGGUCUUAAAAUACGAUAUUUAGCAGUCGGCCGCCAAACGUAGAAAACCAUAGAAAAAAUAGAAAAUAAAAAUAAACUAUAAAUAAAUAUAUAGAGACAAAAAUCGCGAACAAAGUAGGCAUUAUGAUGGACUUUAUCGUUAGUCUUCCGGUAUACCACGUGAUCCUAGUGGCAGAAAUAAAUCGAAAUAUCAUGGCUGUACAUAAUAGAUAUGUGGAUGGAUCCCCUGCUCAAUGUCCACAGAUUUCUGUUGAAUUGGAUGAAUAAUGUUGUAUAUUAGUGCUAAGUCUUCAAAACCCUUUUUUAUAUAUGUCCAAAGUCUAUCUAUAUUUAUGUGUUUGUGUGUUCUUUGUUAUAUUAUUACAAUUUAUUGAAUAUACUCGAUUUAUUUCCAUACUUUUUAAAUUAAUUAAUUAGUUGAAAGAGUCGAAAUUUUUUAGCCCAAAUCGUUCUCAAAAUAAUCAAUGCAUUCAAAUAAUUUAUUUUACGAGUAUAUCGUAUAUGUCAUCAAAAUGUACAAUAAUUCUUGUUGUUACCUGCAAAUAAACGAUUACAGUCCAAUACAAAUACAUUUAAAUUAAGCAAUGUAAAAUAACUUAAAACUAUCGUUUCUAACCGUAACCUCGUAAGAAAAUUAAUUUAGUGAAUUGAUUCACUUAAAAUAAAUUGAAUUUCUUAUACCUAUAUUAUAAGUUUGCAUGCAAGUGUGGACUGGUAUUAAAAUAGUAGGUAUUCUAUAUAGUUCCAAAAUUGAUGUUGUAGUAUUUUAUUUGUAAAAUUUAAUAAUAACGAAUAAAAUAAUAAUAUAUAAUAUUUUCUUAUACAAUAUUAUAAGCAUAUUAUAAUAAUUACACUCGUUUAAGAAUUUGAAGCAUACUAUAUUAUUUUAACAUUUUCAAUGAAUUCGUAAAAUUACAUUAAGUUGUCUGCGCUCUGCAGAGUACAAAAUAAUAU